AUGAGCUCUCACAACUCGACCACAAUGACAGGGUCCGAAGGUAGAUCUGGGCCACCCUCGCAGAAACUGAAGGAUAGCUGCGAUAUGUGUUCAUCAUCGAAGGUUAAAUGCAACAAGGAAAAGCCUGUGUGUAGUCGCUGUCGCAAGCUGGGCUAUCCGUGCUUCUACAGUCCCGCACGGCGCAUAGGGCGUCCGCAUCCAAACCGUCGAACCAUCAGUCGCAAAUCACCGGAAGCGCGUCCUACACUUUCAAGAAAACAAUCUGCAAUCUAUACAAGCGCGCCAAAUACACCUGAAGACUCCCAGUUGCUUUGUCAAGAUUCUCGUGUGAGCCUAGACAUACAGCCUUCGAUCUUUGACGAGAAUGAAUGCUCAUCGGCCGUGACAUAUGGGCCGAAUCCCAUACAUUGGCUGGACGACAUGUACAUGCCAGCGGGCGGUCUAGGCGAGACUGAAACAAUCACAGCAUCUGCUAUGAAUUGGGGCUCAUAUGUCUUCAAUGAUGGUUUCGAUCAAAAGCAGACCUUAAAUGUUCCACAAUCCCCACCACCAGACUUUGACCUCUUCAACUUCUCCGACGCCUUAAACAGGGACCCACAGUGGCUCAAUUCAUUACAACCUCAAGUGGAUUCCUCCUUCAUACCUCUCGAGAUUUCCCUACCACAAAGUAUUAGCCAAGGUUCCAGUGCUGUCGCACCCGAGGCAGUGGAAAAUCAUACCAGGGAUCAAACACCAAUCUCAGAUUCAUCUGAGCCGGAUUGUGUGAUAGGCGCAAUCGAUAUCCUGCGCCGUCUCCAGACCUCCAAGAAACCUUCGAUUGAGACACUGAACGGUACAUCAGAACAAGAGGUGCCAGGUCGUGUACAGACCGCUGCUUGGGCGAUUCACCGACUAUCGACUAUCUUGGUAUGUCCUUGCUCACGGAAGACAUACGUCGGUAUUUUGGUGGCGACAGUCUGUAUGGUCAUUAUGGAUGUAUACGACUCGCUGUUUCACCGGUCCCAUCACAGGAAGGCCGGAGACCACACUAUGGGUCAUGCUCAAAUUAUGGACCCCAAUUACUCGCUAGAUCUCCAUGCGGAUCAGAAUGAGUGCAUAAUAACGGAAUUUGGUGCGCCUACCGAUUUUGAAUCUGACGACGGAGAAGCCCACAUGUCAUCGGUGCAUAUCCUGGAGGAACUCUCCAAGCUCGCCAACGUGGUGAUGCAAUUUGCCCGCAGAUACAGAGGGGAUGCAUGCGUGCAGCCUACUGGUACAAUUUCUGUGCUAGCAGAUUCGCUGAAAUUACGGUUGAGAUCAAUCACCAACGAAGCAUUUCAGAAGUGCCAGAGAUAA
This is a messenger RNA of Penicillium cataractarum, 1335 nucleotides long. RefSeq names its product Zn(II)2Cys6 transcription factor. The record is from RefSeq and is a predicted model, not a curated record. Gene Ontology annotation, cellular component: nucleus. Lineage: Eukaryota; Fungi; Ascomycota; Eurotiomycetes; Eurotiales; Aspergillaceae. Gene Ontology annotation, biological process: aflatoxin biosynthetic process; regulation of DNA-templated transcription. The transcript has a single exon. The coding region runs from base 1 to 1335 and encodes 444 amino acids. Gene Ontology annotation, molecular function: DNA binding; zinc ion binding; DNA-binding transcription factor activity, RNA polymerase II-specific.